Durusdinium trenchii is the source of this 2038-nucleotide messenger RNA. The record is from the annotation of a GenBank genome assembly. NCBI's taxonomy places the organism in Eukaryota, Dinophyceae, Suessiales, Symbiodiniaceae.
AUGGCUGCUGAUGCGGGGAAUGACGGCAGCAUGUCGCCUGAAAUGCCAUUGCAAGGUGAUCAGGCCAAACACGUGGCAUCCGGUUUGCAAGCGCCAUCGCUUGCUUUGAGGCUUAUCCCAUGUGAUCGUUGUGGAACUCAGAUCCAAAUGAAAGUUGGUGCUUCUUUGCAGUUCUGUGGCAAGGAUACCAGCAAGGAAAAGACAUUUCACUUGCAGGCCGCUAAGGCAGGUAAGGAGCAGGAGCUUGUGAACUUGAAGAAGACAGACCCACAACGAUAUCUAUCCUUGUUCAACACCUUCUGUGACGGGUUGCAGAAGGGGCCAGGACGCCCAAAAGCCAGCACAGCCGAAGGAAAGCCAAAGUCCUUUGAUUUUGCUGUGUUGGAUGAACAUCGUCAGAUCGGCGAGCGAAAGCAAGUAGGUGUCCGCAGUGUUCCCAAGUGCUUCCAAGACUAUGUAGAUUUCUACACCGGGAAGACAGGGGAAGUUCCAUCUUGUCAACGUUUGUCCCGUGAAGGGGCAGAGCACAGGUGGAAGAGGGAGUUCGCGGAUCGUUCUGUGGAUCGGGAACAACUCAAACAAUUCAACGAGCUAGGGGAAUGGACUGGUGGCUAUGCAUGGGCCUUGUAUGUGGAUUUGCCACGAGAGAAGUCCCGAAUCCAAUUUGACGACAAGUUCAUGGACUUGAAGAAGCAGGUUGGGCAAAUCAAAAAUCCGGGGGAGGAGGCUGCGCAGAAUAUGGAGGAGCAGUGCAAAUCCUUAGCCACCAGCUUGCGCGAUGACACUGAGGAGUUCUAUGUGAUGCCAUCUACCGCUGCUCCACUAGCUGGGGGCAAGGGAAAGGGCAAGGGGACCAAGCCCAAGAACACCAAGCCGCCCAAGGGUGGACCUUCUGGCCCUUCUGGCAGUGUGGUGACAGCGUCGAUGACAUCAAGGCGUUUGUCAAUGAGACCUUUCAAUGAUCUCAAGAGAAACUUGACAACGGCGAUUGCGUCCGCCAAGCACCUCUUGGCGAAGGUUCGGGAUGAUGAAGGGAUCACGGAGGACAUGUUCGACACCCACCCAGCUCUGCGUGAAAUCAACAAGCGAUUGACCAUGGCUCAAUUUGCAAACGAUCCUGACGUUGACCCAGUCCGUGGUCAGUCAAUCUCAGCAUCUUUGUGGGCCUUGAUGAAGGAUGAUGCCUUCUUUGUUGAGCUUGGAGCGCUAAGGGAAGAAGCACAAACGGUGGGCCAACUGUCAGUGUUUCGCAACAAUUCUGACCUUUUGGGAUGUGUUGACGACGUCCACACCGGGUACGAGCUGCACGGCAGGGCACUUGUGCAUAUGAACAGCCUGGCCACUGGUUUGAUUACGUCAGCCAAACAAUUUUCACAACAAGCAGCUGCCGUCAAAAAAGCCCGGGAAUUGGAAAUGAAGGAAGAACAGAAGGAGCUGGCUCGUGAGCAAAAGCGUCAAAAGACAGAGCAAAAGAAGGAACAGAAGUUGCGGGAUAGGCUGGCAAAGAAGCAGCAGGCAGAGAAGAAGGAGGAAGACCAACAGGAGCAGGAGGGCGAGGUCGAGGAUGAGAACAAAAAGCGAUCAGCAGGGCCCGGAGGGCCGACAACGGAGAUCCCACCUCAGAAGAAGCGCAGAGCCCCUGCAAAUGUAUGGUCAGAGUUGACUGAUACAGAUCCACUAGUUCUCCAAUCAAAGUUCACGGAUUCAGCAAUACAGGUGGUGGAAGACUUUGAACCUUGCAAAGACUAUUGCAAGCUUUACAAAUUGUUGCCUUGAUUUGGAUGUUUGAUGUUGGGCCCAAUUCCCAAGAUCCAAGUUCUAUUUUCAUCUUCCCAAGUUCCAAGUUUUGGAUCAGGACUUGGGACUUCAGUACUAUGCAGAUUGUCAGCCAGUCAUAAUCCGUGCGAGAAGGGCAACUUUGAAAAAGGUUCUGGAAGCUCGGAGUUUCGCCUUGCAUGUUUUUGUUGGGUGAUGGCUGGGGUAGUUGUUUGUUUAUGUGUUUUUGUUGGGAAGUUCAUGUUUCUUCCAGGGGGUCAGG